Messenger RNA from Elaeis guineensis (African oil palm), 2188 nucleotides. Its product is annotated as stress-response A/B barrel domain-containing protein UP3. Lineage: Eukaryota; Viridiplantae; Streptophyta; Magnoliopsida; Arecales; Arecaceae. The record is from RefSeq and is a predicted model, not a curated record.
GCUUGGACCGUUACAUUCAAGGAGGUUCUUUAAAGCGGUUACAACUCCACAUGGACUCUUCGGUCCCUCUGUAAUGCUCACUUGCCUGGCGCCUUGAACUGAAACCCUUCUCCAAUUUCUCUUAAUGUGUGGCAUUUUGGUAAUUUUAUAUAACGGAAACACGCUCCCUUCCCCUCCACCCGUUGCCAUUCCGCAUCCCCAUCCUCGCUCUCCUCCUCAAAAAUCGCUCCACAGCAGAGCCGUGAGAAGCGAAGUGGAAGAAGAGCACAUCGGAGAAGAAGUAGAGAAACUAUUUUCCCAAAAUACCCACCUCCUUUACCAGAAUGCCCCUUUGUAUCCCAACCGUCCCCGUCCCUGCGUUCCAUCAAACCCUAUCCCCGACCUCUCCCAAAGGCUUCGUCCUCUCUAACCCCAAAGGACUGCUGCAUGACUUCGAAAUUCUUCCAGUUUUGAGAUCACAAGCAGAGGGAAGUAUUCAUUUGAGGCGGAAAAAUCAUGGAAGAAAGAGUAUCUUAGGUUGCAAUGGGUCGGAGUCUGCUAAUGAUGCAUUGGCGGAUGAUUCUGUGAAGAAAAGAAAUAUUGUGGAGCAUAUUUUUCUUCUGAGAGCAAAGUCAGAUUUAUCUGAUGUUGAAGAAAAAGGCAUGCUUGAUUACCUUUAUACGUCACAAUAUCAGAUGAGUGGAAUUAUUGCAAUAUCAUUGGGUCGCAUAGAAGAUCCAAAUGUUGAUAAUUUUACCCAUGCAGUAUAUAUGCGUUUUCAAAAAAAGGAAGACAUUGCAAGGUUCUAUGUUAACUCUUACUACUCUGGAGUUCUUAAGGAACAUGUCAUACCAUAUUGCUAUGGGUCGGUGUCUGUGGAUUAUGAAUCCGAAGUAGAGGAUGAUAUACUUCCCAUAUUCCGGAGGGGAGAGGAGUUCAACCAUGGCAUGGAGUGUAUACUUUUGAUGUCUGUCUUUGACACUGCACCUGGAGAUGCUGUUAAAGAUGCAUUAGCUACUCUUCAGAACUUGAUUUUACGGUUUCGUCCCUUUAUUGUACAGGCAACACAAGGUUAUAAUCUCAAACUCACAGAUAGCGAGUACACACAUGCUGCAGUCAUACGCUUUCCAUCAAUUGAGGCCUUGGAGGCAUUCAGGGAAAGCACAGAAUACAAGGAUAUGUGGAGGUUGAAGUUCCAUCCAAUCAUCAGAAAAGCUGUUCUGAUACAUUUUUCAGUUGAUCCUGUGGGCACUGAAUUAAUGUAGUAUAGCACAACAGUUUGGUUCUUCUGAUCUUCUGGAUCAGCUCGAGCUAAUUCACGGACAGAUCAUCUGAAUCUUCCCUUGCAAUUAGUGCUCUCAGCUUUGCUAGCUUCGGAAGUAUCUUUUGUUACUUAGCAAUUUAGUUAAAAACUUGGCCAUUGAGUUUAAGCCCAAAUCAGCAGUUUGGCUGACAGAUUGAGCUGUGGCAUAGUUUUUAUAAAUGUGUCUAGGUGAAAUGCUCAUUGUUUCCAUUUAAAUACUUUCAACAUAUGCCCUUUCCUUGUGUUAUGUAGUUUUAAUUCUAUUAUACCUUCUUGGUCAUUUUUUCUUAUUUUUGAGGAAAAAAAGGAUUUUCAGUGUGACUCAAUUUUACAUAUAUCACUUUAGUUUCUAGACAUGCACUGACAUAUAUGUAAAUGAGGUAAGGUUUUUCAUUACAUGAUGAGGUAAUGUGGUUGGCAGAUGCUUUUCUCUAGUGAGUAUCUUGGGAUGUUUUGUUUUAUUGCAAUAUGAGAUGCCUCCUUUGCUAUGCUUGCCUAUACCAGUCGUAAGGUAGAAACAGCUGAAAAUAUAAUUUCCUGUAAAUGAGUUCAUACAUGACACACACGUAUAAGAGUGCGAGUAUGUGUGUCUGUGUAUGUGUUUAUCAUUUGGUGGUGUACCAUUCAUGAGAACAACUGAUUUUCUUUUCUUCCCCAUAUAUGAUAUCUCACACAAAUACCCUUAUUUUCACUGUUCUUGGUGUGUGUUAGUUCUGGAGCCAUUAGUCCAAUAUUGAAGCAACCAUCAAAUGUCAACUAGUUUGUCUAUCGUCUCAGUUUUGGCAAGCCAUAUCAUCAUGCUAUUUACACUCCUGUGGUGUCUUUAAUAUGUAUCUGUGCUCAUCUUCUGGGGACCACUGCUCAUUCAAAUUUUUCGAUGAUUACGUACCUAAAUAUAUUUAGGAA